This is a messenger RNA of Notechis scutatus (mainland tiger snake), 1461 nucleotides long. RefSeq names its product cytochrome P450 2J2-like. Gene Ontology annotation, cellular component: cytoplasm; intracellular membrane-bounded organelle. The record is from RefSeq and is a predicted model, not a curated record. NCBI's taxonomy places the organism in Eukaryota, Metazoa, Chordata, Lepidosauria, Squamata, Elapidae. Gene Ontology annotation, biological process: xenobiotic metabolic process. Gene Ontology annotation, molecular function: heme binding; iron ion binding; oxidoreductase activity, acting on paired donors, with incorporation or reduction of molecular oxygen, reduced flavin or flavoprotein as one donor, and incorporation of one atom of oxygen.
UGGGAAAGCAGAAGAAUGAUGAAGCUACUGUUCCUUCUGAUCUUUUGGAUUCCACGUCAGAUUCUUUCCUACCUGAAACAGAUCUGGUCACGCAAACGCUACCCGCCAGGGCCGCUUCCACUUCCUGUGAUGGGAAGUAUGUGGCGGCUGCUUGGGACUGGCAUUUCAGAGACGACUUUCAGAAAGCUUGCCAAGCAAUAUGGCAACAUCUGUUCUCUGUGGGGAGGCCCUUAUCAUAUUAUAAUCCUCUCUGGAUACCAAGCUGUGAAACAAGGACUAAUUGACCAUUCACAAGCCUUUGCUGAUCGUCCAGUCACACCUUUUGUUUUAGCUUCCACUCAAAAAAGGGGUAUUGUCUUUUCAAAUGGUCACACCUGGGAGCAGCAAAGACAGUUUGGUGUUGUCACCAUGAGGAAGUUGGGACUGGGGAAUAAAGGCAUGGAAUCGCAAAUCGAAGAGGAGGCCCAACAACUUGUGGAAUUCUUUGCUGAGACAAAGGGACAGCCAUUUGACCCAUUCCUCCCCAUCGUGAGAUCAGUUUGCAGUGUGAUUUGUGCUAUUGCUUUUGGACAUCAUUUUUCCAACAACGAUCAAGACUUCCUGGAGUUAGUGAAAGCCAUUUCGAUCGCCUUAAAAUUUGGAAGCAGUAUCUUCUACGUACUCUAUGAGGGUUUCCCACAUAUCAUGAAGCAUCUGCCAGGCCCUCACCAGACUGCCCUAUCUGCUCUGGAGACGAUAGUUUCGUUUGCCAGGAAGGAAAUUAUACUGCAUAAGGAGAACAGGAAUUUGCAUGAACCACAGGAUUUCAUUGAUUUUUAUCUAUUUCAAAUGGAGAAAAGGAAGGAUGAUCCCAAUUCUACUUAUAAUGAGGAUAAUUUGGCUCACUGCAUAGCUGACCUCUUUAUUGCUGGGACAGACACAACUUCCGCCUCCCUGACAAGUGCAAUGCUUCUCAUGGCAAACGAUUUGGAUAUACAAGAUAAAGUUCACCAGGAGAUGAAUGAAGUUUUUGGUUCUUCGCCCUCAAUCUCUUACAAAGAACGGAAAAAACUGCCUUAUACCAAUGCUGUGAUUCACGAGAUCAUACGAAAAAAAUAUGCUUUUCUAUUUGGGCUUCCAAGACAAUGUGUACAGGAUGUUUAUCUGAACGGUUUUCUCAUUCCUAAGGGUGCUGUCAUUUUUCCAGACUUACGUUCUGUUCUUUUGGAUCCUGAACACUGGGAAGCACCUGAAGACUUCAAUCCAAAUCAUUUUCUGGACAAGGCAGGAAAUUUUGUAGAAAAAGAUGCAUUUCUUCCCUUUGGAGCAGGAGCUCGUGCCUGCUUGGGGGAACUCCUAGCAAAGACUGAGUUCUUCAACUUUUUUACCAAGCUGCUGAGGACAUUUAAGUUGGAGCCACCAAGAGGUGUAGAAAAGACACGGAGUAUCCGGGUGAAUAUCCUGGGGGAAAAGUUAGCCUAA